GUUUUUGCCGUACCAUCGAUGGUUUGUCGCUGAGGACGCUUCAUUGCAAUAUUUACUUCCAACUUUGCCUUUGUAUAGUGUUGUUCGGUCGCCAAUGUUCUGUGUUGUGUGAAAAUCUACAUCUUCAUUAUUUUUUUUCGUGGUCCCCAUCGUUUAUCGUUCGCAUCAAAUAUAUUACUAUCGAUAUCGAUACGAAAUAUAUAUAAAAAUUGUGAAUAAUUUUCUGUUUGGCGUAUUUUGUGACCGCAACUCAGCGCAUCGCAAACGAAAGAAGCAACGAUUUUAAAUAAAAUUAUCCAAAUUUUUUACCGUACCUAUUGCUCAUUUCUUUUCGUGUGAUUUUUUUUCUCGCUAUAUUUUGGCAACCUGUGGUUUAGCUCUAGAGAGUUAUCAGAGAGUGUCAUUCGAGUAACAAGCGACCAAAUUGUAACAUAACUAACGAAUUGAUGAAAAGUUUAUUGUUUGCCUAACAAAAAAUAACAACUAAUUUCGCGGCUUUUCCCUUUUAAUCAUCGUCGUGCAAUCAACGUUGCAAACAAUUCGUCAAUUUAUUUUGCUGUGACUCAUAACAACCGAAAAGAAAAAUCGCUAACAAGAACGGAAAAAUAAAUUACCACGAAAAACCGUUCAUAAUUGAAACGAAAUAAGUUCGAGUGAGUGAAAUAGUUUAAAAUUGAAGGGACAGUUGAAACAUUCAAUUCAGAAUCACUCGGUCAUGGUCGAAGAUAAAAAUAUUAUUGAUAAAUUGUGCAUUGAUAAAGUGACCAAAGAAUCCACAAAAUCAAACAAAUCGAAUUGUGAUAAUGCACGAAGUGUUCAACCGUUGAUUGCAGUUGAGAACAGCAAGGAACAACAACAACAUCAGCAUCAGCAUCGACCAUUUCAGUUUGGUGUACGUGACGGUGAAAAGAAAAUACAAGAAGUUACCGUUAUCGCUGCAGAUCACAAUAGUCUAAACGCAAAUUCUACCAUUGAUUCACGGGCUUGCUACAAACCUGAGAAAAAGCAAAUCAACGAAUUGUACAGUAUUUUAAGCAAAGACACAACAAUGACGAACUCACAGCUAUGGUUUCGUGGAGUGCGCGCAUCAAAGUUUCGACAUGUGUACGGAGCACCAUCGCGAAAGGAAAAUAGUUACACAGAUAUAAGUGUGGUUCGAAGCGGAAACGAUGGCAAUUUGUGUGCAGUGAACCCAUUAUUUUUAGCUAUUGUCGUUGACUAUGCCUUUGUCGUCAUUCCCAUCUCACAGACUGGCCGCAUCGAUUUCCAGUGCAAUAAAGUUAUCGGCCAUUCCGGACAGAUCUUAGAUUUGAAAUGGAAUCCCUUCAACGAUUGUAUCAUUGCAUCAGCUUCGGAUGAUUGUACCAUCAAAAUCUGGCGCAUCCCUGAAGAGGGUUUAACAUCGAAUCUUGACAUCUUUGAAUCGGAACUCUUGGGUCACAGACGAAAGGUUCUGCACAUCGAAUGGCAUCCAACUGCCAGUAAUGUGAUGUUCAGUGCUGGUUUCGACCAUACUGUGCUCGUUUGGGAUGUAUCAACACAAGAAAUCAUGCAAACCAUCGACUGUCACGUGGAUAUGAUUUAUUCGUUGGCUGUAAAUCGCGAUGGCUCCUACAUUGCAACCACCUCCAAAGACAAAAAAUUACGUGUUAUUGAACCGCGAACCGCAAUCGUUAUUUCGGAAGGUGUGUGUCACAUGGGCACCAAGUGUUCGAAGGUGGCAUUUUUAGACAACGGAAAGGUGGUAACAACCGGAUUCUCGCGACACUCCGACCGACAAUACUCGAUUUGGGAUCAACAUGAUUUGAAAAAUCCACUACACCAAGAAGUAAUGGAUAGCUCAAGUGGUGUUGUGACUCCGUAUUUUGACUACGAUACACGAAUGCUCUAUUUGGCCGGAAAGGGAGAUGGAAGUAUUCGUUACUAUGAAAUUGUCGAUGAAGCCCCCUACAUUCACUAUUUAAAUCAAUUUUUAUCGGGUCAUCCGCAGAAAGCGCUUGGUUUCAUGCCGAAACGUGGUUUGAAUACGCAAAUCUGUGAAAUAUUCCGAUUUUAUAAGCUUCAUGCUGCUGGAAGUAUAUGCGAGCCAAUCGCUAUGAUUGUCCCACGGCGAUCGACAAUGUUCCAGAAUGAUUUGUAUCCAGACACCGCGGCCAAUAUACCAGCAAUAUUGGCAAAGGAUUGGUUCAAGGGACGUAAUAUGCAACCGAUUAUGAUGUCAAUGGUGAACAAACAACCGAAAAUGGUAAACGAUAUCACAAACGCAAAGUAUAAGCAAAACGAGCAACAGCAGCAGCAACGAGAACAAAACCAUCAUCAUCAUCAACAACAGCAACAGCAACAACAAAAUAAGCAUCAAAUUAACGAACAACCGACUGCGAUCGAACGUAAAUUCGAAAAAAUCGUCGACUCGAAUUAUAAUCUGAAUAUCAAAAGCAAUAUGAACGGGUUAACUAAGCACAAAGACAACGAUAACAAAUUGCACACUUGUGAUAAUAAUAAUUCAAAGAAAUUCGCGUUUUUGGCACAACAAACAAUACCCGACUAUCGCUCGCAACAGCUGAUAGAAAAAAGUCAAAAGACAUCAACAAAUCAAAGCACGAAAUUCCAUCAGCUGCAGGCGAUAUUCGGACACCAAGGUGCAACAAUCAAAGACAUAGCCAAUAUUCAAAACAGCUUGAUGACCACACCAAAGAAUGGAACGCCCAACGGUUCGUCCGAAAAUCUGAAUUUCACGGAAAAUGAGCUCCGAAAGGCCUACACUCGCCAAAACGAGGAGAUAAAAAAUUUGAAAAAUCAAUUGGCCAAUUCGGAGAAGCGACGCGAAGAACUAGAGAUUGAAGUGAAACGCUUGCAAUUGCUAGCGAGUUAAAUUGAUCCAGAAUGAUGAAAUGGUUCUCAGACAGCAAGUGCAAGUGCAUCCAGUUUUUUUUUUAAUUGAAUUAUAUUUCCAAAACGCCUCCCCCCACCCUUCUUCCCGCUGUGUAUUUCCAAUUGUAUUUUAUGCGUAUAAGUUAAUUUAUCGAAACCAAUUUUUAGUCAGCUUGAUUCCAAGAACAAACAAAAAAUAAUGACAACCUAAACAUGUGUAACGUGUAUGUAAGAAUGUUUAUUAUAUGGCUGCAAUCUUUAUAAA
This is a messenger RNA of Sitodiplosis mosellana (orange wheat blossom midge), 3136 nucleotides long. Its product is annotated as coronin-2B-like. NCBI's taxonomy places the organism in Eukaryota, Metazoa, Arthropoda, Insecta, Diptera, Cecidomyiidae. Gene Ontology annotation, biological process: actin filament organization. The transcript has 12 exons. Gene Ontology annotation, molecular function: actin filament binding. The coding region runs from base 716 to 2872 and encodes 718 amino acids. The record is from RefSeq and is a predicted model, not a curated record.